Xenopus laevis (African clawed frog) is the source of this 2778-nucleotide messenger RNA. It is a transcript of the gene elf3.L, whose product is annotated as E74 like ETS transcription factor 3 L homeolog. The transcript is spliced from 10 exons. Gene Ontology annotation, cellular component: nucleus. The coding region runs from base 150 to 1295 and encodes 381 amino acids. Gene Ontology annotation, biological process: regulation of transcription by RNA polymerase II; positive regulation of transcription by RNA polymerase II; DNA-templated transcription. NCBI's taxonomy places the organism in Eukaryota, Metazoa, Chordata, Amphibia, Anura, Pipidae. Gene Ontology annotation, molecular function: DNA-binding transcription activator activity, RNA polymerase II-specific; DNA-binding transcription factor activity, RNA polymerase II-specific; DNA-binding transcription factor activity. The record is from RefSeq and is a predicted model, not a curated record.
UAGCACGCACCUGGGGAAAGUCCCAUUCUUCUGCUAUCUAUAUGGGGAGAGGUGGGGUCAAGUUACAGGCAUAUUUAUAAUGAAGUUGCUGCAAUAUUUAGUUUCAUUCUCUUGCUCCCGCUUUCAGAUUACCCUGUGGAUUAUUUCAGAUGCUGGGAAUGCACACAGAGCCAGCAAUGGCGGCAGGAAACAGUGAGAUCGGCAGCAUCUUCAGCACUUACUUUUCUACCAUGUACUCAGUGUCUCCAGUGCAACCUGUGACAGACAGUAUAAUGCCAUCCCAGGAUAGGGACAAGUUCCUGACAUUCGUAACUCCAGACCUUACCAGUGAACUAACAGCUCAGCCUUCUUGGUGGGCUUCUGAAAUGCCCGACAUUUGGUCCCAACAGCAAGUCAUGGACUGGAUCAGUUACAAUGUGGAGAAAAAUAAAUGGGAUGCCAGUACCAUGGAUACAAGUCAGUGUGAAAUGGAUGGACAACGGCUGUGUCAGCUAAGCAAGGAAGACAUGACCAGAAUAUUUGGGGGACUUGGAGACAAACUAUAUGAUCACCUUUGCCAGCUUAGAGAAUGGCCAAGCUCUUGUGACUCUUCUCCUGGCGAGUAUGAACUCAAGUUUCAUUUGACAAAAGAUCCUUCUGACUGGGAUCUGAUAUGUGAUUUUAUAAAAAAUGAAGAUAAUCAGCUCGGGAUCAAGAAGGAAAUAGAAUAUGAUGACUUUUCUAUAAAGAUGACAGACUACGGCUAUUACCCUGAUCCAAUUUCUCCAGCAAGUUCUCGAUCAUGUGGUUCUGGUAUGGAGGCAUACAGCCCCCAGACUAGAGACUCUGUGGGAAGCGACCUUGAAGUGGAAGUCAAAAAUCCCAGAGAUGACUUUUCAAGUUGUAACAAGAAUGAUGGAGCCCUAAAUAAGCGUAGGAGGGGCAGACCACGAAAACUCAACUCAGACAGUCGAGAUAUCCUGGAAUCCAAAAAAAGUAAGAACUCUGCACGUGGUACUCACCUUUGGGAGUUUAUUCGGGACAUCCUUCUCCAUCCAGACUUGAACCAAGGGCUAUUAAAGUGGGAGGACCGAUCAGAAGGAGUGUUCAAGUUCCUGCGAUCAGAGGCAGUAGCCCAGCUGUGGGGACAGAAGAAGAAAAAUUCAAGUAUGACAUAUGAGAAGCUUAGUCGUGCCAUGAGGUACUACUACAAGAGAGAAAUCCUGGAGCGUGUCGAUGGCAGAAGAUUGGUAUAUAAAUUCGGGAAGAAUGCCAGUGGAUGGCGUUUGGGAGAUAAGGGGAUCAUUGGGAGUUAAAUCAAUGCGCCCACAGAUUAUGUGGAUAGUUCCCAACGCAGACUACUCAGUGUCCUGCGAUCAGGAUCCUCCUGAGUGAAUGUAUUCGUCAGACUCCAACCUUUUUUGAAGGACAUUGAUGUAGCACCAUUUUUGCGGUGCCUGUAUCUUAAGCUGAUAUUUUAGCUUCAGUAGGUUGUUGUAAACCAGAUUUUGUUCAUAUUAUGUUGAUAUUAAAUCUCUUGUAAUGUAAAUUUUAGACUGUAAUGAAGGAACUACAAACGUCCAAAUUAUUCAUUCAAUACAGUAUAUGAGAGUGCGGGUUAUCAGGUUUUUGUAACAAGUGUUGGCAGGGCAUUUUUACUAUAAUACACUUGCAAUACUUUAUACAAUAUAUGCUUUAUAAUCAUCUAAAAGAACACAUUCUGUAACUUGAAUGACAAGUGCUGUCUAAAUACAUAAAAGGACAACAUUAAAUACACAAUAUACAUGUUUCCAAUAGAUAUAUAGGGCCAGAUUUAGUUCAGUGAGAGAACUUUUUUGUAUAGUUUAUAAUGUCUAAACUAAUUAGUGAGAUUCAAUUUGACGAGAAUGUUCCUUCUAAUUCAGUCUCCAUUUUUUCCCAAAGACUUCAAAAGAAUUUCAUUCGAUAAACAGUGACAGUUUUAUCUCAUGGAAUUGGUGCUGGCUCCAUGGGAAAAUCUAGAAUUUAAUUAGGAAUAAUUCUUUCUCAUCUAAUUGAAUCUGGCCCUUUAUCUGAUAAGCCAUGAGAUAAGGUUUACUCAUUACCAGAGUCCAGGUCCAGGAAACCUAAUACUGAAAAAAGUAUAGCUGGUCACUGGUCAUCCUGAAAUAAAUACUCAAACGCACUAUUGUUAGAUAUAAAGACAUUCACCUUUCUCUCCUUGUGUUACAAAGACACCAGAGGUACAUUCCUUUCCAUUGGAGCCGGGGUAUAUUUCUUUACCCUUUCUUUCUAACAUACAUUUAUCGUAUCUUUUCGUAUCUCUUAUUAAUAUAGUCUGAUAAAUGCAAUGGAGGAAUCUGCCUCCCACCCUCUAAACACCACUUAUCACAAUCAUAUAUUGUAAAUUCAAGGAGUCACAGACAUGUGUAAUACCUACCUCCCAUUCCAACCAAUUAACUUGCUGUUCUAAAUUAGACAAUUAGAUGGUACUGUGAAUUUAGUUUUUAUGUAAAUAGAACAUAGAUGGUAUGUACAUAUAACAUAGAAAUACAUGUCUAUAUGGAUCAUAUAGUAUCUCAGUUACUUUUUAAAAGCACUUAGUUAUAAAAGGUUUUUACAGAAUCUCAAAGCAUUCCCUUCCCUUGUUUUUUACAGAUUUUUCAGCUGGACUGGCAAAAUGUAUACAUUAUUUUUUAUGUAUGUAUGUAUGUAUAUUUAUUAAUAUUUUUAUAACUGUGUGAGUUGAAAUAGAUUUUGUGAAAUUUCAAAGUUUGUGAUAUACUGUUCCUGAAAAUAAACUACUUAUUGGAACACAAA